UAUACUACUUGUUAAGGAUGCGUCUCCAUUUUUUUUUUCUUUCAUUUCCACCUGUAGCAUGGAUUGAAGAUUGUUCCAGUCAAUUCAAACGAAUUCCACAAAAACUGCGAUCGUGUCAAACUCGGAAACUUGGAUUGAACUCCAACUGAAGUUUAGGAGGAAAAGGAGCACCAAUCGAGCAGUUUAAGCAUCGAGACUUGGCUUGAUGUGAGGAAAACCCGCGAGACGCGAGUGCUUCCUCUGACCAUUGUCAUGGGCACCAUCUCCUCGCCGUGCGCGUAAGCUUCUGUGGAGGAAAAACACAUUAUGAGACGCCAUGGCAUGGUGUGAUCGAAGGGUUCAGACUUUGCUGGCCGUCGUGGGGGCCUUCGUCGCUUUCAGUCUCAUGACCAUCGCCAUCGGCACCGACUACUGGCUUUACUCCCGGGCGUACAUCUGCAACGCCACUAAUGCCUCCGCAGACGACUCCCAGAUGCAACCAAAGAAAGUCAAAGGUGACCUGACGCACUCCGGGCUGUGGAGGAUCUGCUGUAUCGAAGGUAUAAACCAAGGAAGCUGUUUUCGGAUCAAUCAUUUUCCAGAGGAUAAUGACUACGAUACAGACAGCUCAGAGUACAUCUUACGUGUAGUGCGUGCAUCAAGUCUAUUCUCCAUUCUCAGCACCGUUCUGCUGAUGUUGGGUGGCCUGUGUGUUGGGGUUGGACGCAUCUACAACAAUAAGAAUAACAUUCUGCUCAGUGCUGGCAUCCUGUUUGUGGCUGCAGGCUUGAGCAACAUCAUCGGAAUCAUUGUCUACAUCUCUAGCAAUGCCGGAGAUCCCAGUGAUAAGAAAGACGAGGACAAGAAGAACCACUACAACUACGGCUGGUCCUUUUACUUUGGUGCUCUCUCCUUCAUCGUGGCUGAAUCAGUGGGUGUUCUCGCAGUUAACAUAUAUAUUGAGAAAAACAAAGAGACACGCUUCCUAGCCCGAAGUGACUUCAUUAAAACCACCUCCUCAUCUUCGCCUUACUCUCGCAUCCCAAGUUACCGUUACAGACAGAGGUGCUCAAGCUCCAGUUCGAGAUCGAGUGACCCAUCCCGCGAGCCCUCCCCAGUGGGGAGGAAGAUCGGUGGAAGAAGUGGCGGAGCAGGGUUAGGGAUGGGCUUGCCAAUGGGGGAUAUAUCCCUAUACACUCUUAGUAGGGACCCUCUGAAGGGCGGAAGUGUGACUGCAGGGCCUUACAGUCCAGAGAGGGACUCUGGGUUUUUACAAGUCCACAACUGCUUCCAGAAAGACAUGAAAGAUGGAGUGAACAGGAGGACCACGCCGGUAUGAGGUCAAAAGUGUAUUACUGUGUAAGACAAUAAGCUUAAUGGAACACAAGAGAUAUUACACAGUUGAUGAGAAAGGACAAUUCUUCCCCAGGGUUGUUCAGACAGCAGCAGAACUGAAAGGUCUGAGCUUAAAAUAGUUUUUCCUUUGUGUCCCCCUGUGACGGAAAAGUGCAAAUCUGUGUUUCAUUUGGAGGAAGAGUAAAGGUGAAAUCAAAACAACGUUUCAUCAUAUGACUCAGUAUCUAUGAGGGAAAUGCAGACGUUGUAUAGCAUUUGAAGAGUUAAAUUUGAAAUUGUGAUACCCACUAUUUGUGAGUGAUUUCUUACAGAUAGGCUGAAAUGUGUAAUCCAUGUUCUGGUAUUCUUUAAAGGAUAAUUGCCUAAUAAAAGAAUUAAGCUUUUAUAGACUUGAUGCACAAUAUAAUUGUGUAAUUAUGUUUUUCUGCUAAAAUAGAUAGUGUAGUGUUUUAGAAAUGUUUCUUUUAAAAAGAGACAAAUUGAUAUUUUUCUCCACAAUUAUAUGCUAAAAUAAAGUGAUUAAUGUGAUUAAGCGUUAUUGUAUUGUAAAUGUUUGUAACUUUACCACAACUGGUGCUAACUUAAUCUGUACACCUUUGAUAGUCUUAAGCCUUCUCAACUGCCAUUCAAAGACUUCUACUGUAUCUUAAUAUCCUCUUUUUAAACUUGUGUGUGAGUCAGGUGAUAAAUAUGGCUCUGAAACACUCACAAACUAUGAUACAUAUGUAUUAUCAACAAAGGCACACAGCAAUGUCAGUACAUUCCAGUGUGAUGUAUUAUUGUAAACAUUCUUUGUACAGACUGUGUAUUUGCUCUCCAUUUGCUCAGGGACGAGAAAUGUAUCUUAUUUGUGUUUAUUAUUUAAGUAUUUCUGUAAACGUCUGUGCUGCCCCAUGUUUUGACAUUAAGAAACAGGACAGAUGCUCAAGGACAGAUGACACUUGUUUUACAACCAACAAGCACAUUGUGUUAUAUGGUCUGAUUUAGUCCAUUACGUAUUUUUCUGUCUAAAGUUGAGUGUUCUGUGUAAAAGAUUGAGCCAGUGUUUGAUUGGAUUACUUAGUUUUAUCUUUCCAAUUGGGUAAUAUUAAAACAAAUUGUUUAUAUUGUGUGACAUGAAGUGCAGAAAGGCCACCUAAGAGUGGCAUAGUCGAUGUGCAUGUGGACCGUGGAAGAGUUUGUGAGUUGUAUCAGCUCUGUGAUUGAUUUUUUUGAAAUGCAAGUUGUCAAAAAAUGAGAGAUAAACCUUGCAACAAUACCAAACUAUAAUAAAUAUAGAAUAUAUGAAUCAAUAAUUACAGUAUAGCAGUGAGCAUAAUGGAUUAACAUGAUGAACAGUGGCAAUUAUAGUAACAUUAAAGAGAGAGAGAAGAGAGAGAGAGAGAGAGGAGGAUCUCAGUGGGUAAUAAGCGUUAUCAAAGAGGAGCCAAUAAUUUUGGAUAUAGAAAGAAUCAAUCAUUGAGGAAGUUAAUGAUGUUCAUUUUCUCCUUAGCGUCUUUCAGCUGGUUGAAGGUCACCACUAAAUAGGUGCCCUGGCUGACCCUCUCCUUCCAUGCUGGGAAGACAAAAUAAACCAAACACUAACCCUCGGUCAGGACUACUUUACUUUUAACUUAUUCAGUCAAAUAUUGUGAUUUUUAUUACAAUACAAUUAAAGAACAGAUGUCCUAAAUAGUGACUGGGGAGACUAAACUUAGUAAUUACUGUUAACUUCACUUUUAGACUUGCUUGUGGUUUAUUGCAAAAUAUGAACUGAGAAUUGCUCCACUGCGUUUGUUUUUCUCUGUAAGGAAAGUAUUUUAGCUAAUGACGCGGGGCUGAUGGGCCUGCAAUCCUCUGCUAUGAAACUGCAUGGCAAAUAGUCGGGCAACCACAGGGUGUUAAGAAAUUGGCAUCAGCCAACGUAAUGCGUGACUGAACUAACAGGCUCCCAAAUGUUCAUUCAGACUUUAGAAAGCUUCUCUCCUUGUCUCCAAACAAGAACUGGAGUAAAGUGAGCAUUGUUUGUGUGUUAAGGGUUAGUAAAAGUUCUAAUUAUUUAUUCUUGGUACAAUACACACUUCAGUGGGUUCCAUGUCAGCUUCAUGGUUUGUUUCCCAGUUAAAUAUAUUUUAGCAGUAGUUGGAAUUGGUUUAAUGUUGGUUAGUGAAUCAGUGUUAUGGCAGUAAUGAUGUGUAUUUUAACAAACAGUGCUAUGAGAGGCCGUGCAGUCUCUGCAAAGACUCAGCUCUCCCAGCUACAGUUGUCAUUCAAGUCACUGAUGUGGGUGGAUGGGGAAACCUUAAAUUAGUAUUGACUUAUUUUUCUUCUGUGUGUGUGUGUGUGUGUGUGUGUGUGUGUGUGUGUGUGUGUGUAAUGUAUCUUUGUCAUGCCAAAAUGGUCUGCUGACUGUGUUCCCCAUUACAGCCCUGAAUAAGAGUGCUUCUUCUCCACCUCUCUCCUCUGUAUAUACCCCCCAGGCUGUUAAGCCCUGUAAAUGUGAAUGCCAUGGACCCACACUGGUAUUUUCAUCCAGAAGAAAACCUUGUCCCCACUCUCUGCUGUCGUGCAUCAGUGAAAAUGAUCCUGCGGUCAUUGUGUCCCCUCUCCAUGCAGGAGUUAACAUCGGUACCACUGUGCAGGAUGGAUAACAUAACGCUUUGGGGUCUCAACUUAGGUUCUGCCUUUGUAACUUGAUUUGCUGGCGUGACAAAUGGUUUGGCAGCAGUUCACACUUCAGCUAUCUUUAUACUAAACCUGACACACCCAAUGCCAUAACAAAGCAUUUACAGCCAGCAUUGGUUUUCUUACAAAGCAAUUUGUAGGCUGUAACUUUAGUAAUGAAAUGCUACUCAAAGAUAUUUUGGAUGGUGUUAUAGAUCAUACAUUUACUUUUGUAACACUUGAAAGGGAUGACAAAGGCUCAUUGUUGAGCAAUAUAAUUACAAAUAUAAUUGGAGGUGUAAAUGUUACUAUUAGAAUUAAAUUUGUGAAAACAUUGCCAUGGGCUGACACUUUAUUCAUCUUUGCAAAGAAACACAAUAUUUUUAUGUUAAACAUUACAUUGUAUAAUGUCUGACAAUAAGGUCAUUAAUUUUCACCAGUGGUGAAAGCACCUAUACUAUGUUGAUGCUUGAAGAGCGAUCUCAUUUAUUGCCAGCCAGUUUUCACUUUCUGACAUGUGUGUGUGUAUGUGUGUGUCAUAAUGGCAAAAUGUGCUCUUUCAGACAUCUACUGAAACGAGACUGCCACAGUGGUGGUUUUGAAUACUUUGCCUGGUGUUUAUAUGCCUGUCUGACAGUCUGUCUUUCUGCAACCACAGUCACAAAAACAUUACAAGUGUGCGUUUAAGAUUAAAAUGAAGGCCAAGUUUAAAUAUGUGUAUGGUCUAACGCCCCAUAAUUGUCUAUAGUUUUUUUUUAAUGAUGAAAUAAUUUCAUCAGCAGUACAUGUUAGUUUAAUAUUUCCUCCUGAGAGAUUUUGUCUCCACAGACACUCUCUCACCUCCCAAGUUUGUUUUGAAAAUUUAAUGUGGCUAACAUUCCUCCCAGCAGGGGGCUUGAUAUUGAUAUAUCAAUGCCAUGCUGUCGAUCCAGUAACCACAGACAUCCAUUAGCAUGACAUGUGUCACUGGGCUAAAACUGGAUUAAGCUAGCACCAGUUGGAGUUUAACCCUUUUCAUCUGCUAUGAAACAUGGAAAAAAACAGACUUUCAUGGUGAUUUGUAUUAUAUAUAUAAAUGCAGCUUAUCUGACAACAAGCAAACAUCACUCACCGUAACCCUGUGAAAAAAAACCUUUAAACACACAUUACAGAAGAAGAGAAUAAAAAGGUUGUUUUAUCCUCAUUACAUUGCAUAACACAUAACCAACAAAAAGAAACUGUGGAUGAUAUUAAGGCAACCAGAUGAAUAACAU
Etheostoma spectabile (orangethroat darter) is the source of this 5231-nucleotide messenger RNA. RefSeq names its product voltage-dependent calcium channel gamma-4 subunit. Gene Ontology annotation, cellular component: AMPA glutamate receptor complex; voltage-gated calcium channel complex; postsynaptic density membrane. NCBI's taxonomy places the organism in Eukaryota, Metazoa, Chordata, Actinopteri, Perciformes, Percidae. Bases 317 to 1318 code for a protein of 333 amino acids. The record is from RefSeq and is a predicted model, not a curated record. Gene Ontology annotation, biological process: positive regulation of synaptic transmission, glutamatergic; transmission of nerve impulse; calcium ion transmembrane transport. The transcript is spliced from 4 exons. Gene Ontology annotation, molecular function: channel regulator activity; voltage-gated calcium channel activity.